Molecule: messenger RNA, 777 nt
Organism: Eimeria acervulina
Lineage: Eukaryota; Apicomplexa; Conoidasida; Eucoccidiorida; Eimeriidae
Product: D-3-phosphoglycerate dehydrogenase, putative
Exons: 4
Coding region: 1-777 (258 amino acids)
Molecular function (GO): NAD binding
Source: RefSeq, a predicted model, not a curated record
AUGGGAAAAAGAUAUAUUAUUGCGUUGACUCAGGCGUCAGUGGAUCUUUCCCUUUGUCCUGAGGCGACGGUAGCAGAUUCAAUUUCGUCUUCUCCGCCUCCUUUUGGCCAAGUUGUAUUGCCGCGUUUCGUCAAGAAUGUGAGGGAAAACUUCCCGGACUUCGACGUUCUUUCAGGAUGUUCUAAGAAAGACUUUGAAUGCCGAGAAGAAGAAGUGAAAAUGGCUGAGAUUCUGUUUAUAGUGGAUGCACCUUCAUCUCUUUUGGCUGAAGUGAUUCCCUUGGCGCCAAACUUGAAGUGGAUUCACAGUUAUUUAGCCGGUGUAGAAGGACUUUGUGCUGAAUUACGUCGGCUGCGCCUUCCAUCGAAUCCAUCAGUUUCUCUCAGCGAAAGCGGUAUUCUAGUGACGAAUGCAAGAGGAGUCUUUUCCUCUUCUCUAAAGGAAUACACAAUGGCUGCUAUUCUGCACUUCGCCAAGCAAAUACCCAGGUUGCAAGCAAACAAACAAAACCGAAGAUGGGAGCGCUUCGUCAUGGGGGAGGUUAAAGGGCAAACUGUUGGCUUCAUUGGCUACGGCGACAUCGCAAAAGAAAUCGCUUCUGCAUGCAGAGCAUUCAACAUGCGAUGUAUUGCCCUACGCCGUGAUGCAAGCAGAAAGUGCGAGUUGCUCGAUGCAGUCUACGGCUCUUCUUCAGGUUCACAAGCCCUAGAGACAGUCAGACUUCAUCGUUUGCAGCCUCCCGGCUACGGAGGAAACGCGGAGCUGCAUUUCUUAUGA